Trichobilharzia szidati is the source of this 2717-nucleotide messenger RNA. The record is from the annotation of a GenBank genome assembly. NCBI's taxonomy places the organism in Eukaryota, Metazoa, Platyhelminthes, Trematoda, Strigeidida, Schistosomatidae.
GAAAGUUCAGUCUCAUUCCACUCACAUUCACUGCUGCUUAUAACCAGUCAGUUACACACACUUUUAAAUAUUUCGCAAAAAUUAAAAAUUAUAAUUAAAUUUCUAUUUCCUUUCUUAUACAUUUCGUCUUGAGGAUACUAAUUUACUUCUUUUUUCUUCCCAGAAAAAAAAACGAAAAUUUUUUCUUUUACUUAAUGUGGAAUAAUUGUUGGUGCGCGUGUCGUGUUGAUUGAAUUUUAAUUGAUGCAUCGAACACUGAACACUUUUCUUCUAUCCACAAGAAAGUGCAUCUGUUUUUUGUUUUUUUUGUUGUUGAUUUUUUCACUUGCCCACACUUUUGUCUGUGCUGCUUUACUCUCAAUUUAUUUGACAAUUAUAAUGACAGAUACAUUUCAUAACUAUUAAUACUACUACUAUUAUUAUUAUUACUGUUAUUAUCAUCAUCACUAUUGUUGUUAUUGCAUUUAUCUAUCCCAUUUAUCAGUAUUAAUCCAAAUGAAAAGUCAAGAGGAAAAAACAAGCCGAUGUGUAAACAUUUCAACGAAACAACGCAGUGAGAUUAUCUAAUCCGUAUUUCAAUAAUCUGGAACAAUAAGAAAAAGUUAAACUGGUGAAAAACGUUUUUGUUCUCUCCCUCCUCUUUCACCCAUCUCUCUCUCUCGCUUUCACGGACACGCAUACAUACACACACAUACACGUACAAACAUACGUAAUAUUUUAUGUAACCUUUUAAUCCGUUCACUUUUUGGAAUGAUUAAAUAAAUAAAUAAAUGAGAAAAGGACAUCCCACUGUGACGUAAACCAGUUUAUUAUUGAUUAAAUAAAGCAUGUCAAGUUAUCGUUGGCCUCCAGUUCCUUCCUCUGGACUCAAGUCACGAGAUCUAACAUCGAAUUAUUCAAAUGGAUAUUCAUCAAAUAAACAUUUUGGAAGCACUGCUUCAGUUCCAGCAACAUCCUACACGUCUACAUCAAAACCGCUUGGAACAACAGCCUAUCCUAAUUUCGGUACCAGUUAUGCUUCAGAUAUAUACAAUCCUAGGAAAACUCGUGCCAACUCUGUACUAACUGGCAGAAAUGAAAAUAACGAUCACACCUAUGGUUCAGGACGUCAUUCAAAUAGUGGAACAGAUUAUUCAUCAAAUUUUUCAAGUUUCUCUAGCAGUCGUUACCCAAGUGGAUCUAUAUCUUCAAGAGACUCUGGAUCUGUAAAAGACUAUAAUAAUCUAUCAAAAUCUACUGGUAAUUAUCAUCGACCUUCAGUGAGCAGUUUAUCUUCAUCAAUUGUAAAAGAGGAGGAUGAAUUAGACGAGUCAGGUAAUAAUGCCAAUUUAACAAAGUAUAUUGUUGUUACAAGUAGAGCAACGUCGACUGAAGAAGAUUCUAAUUUUAGAAAUAAAUUAACAGGUAUAUCUACAACAAAAACGGAGAAAGCAGAAGUAAAAAUGCCACGUCCUGUUAAUAUACACAAUUAUACACAAACUGGUGAUGACAUUAUCCUCCCGCCCACUAAAGUCAAUUCACCCCUUCCUAGUGCAGAUAAAGUAAGCAUUCCGCGACGUAUGAAUAUUGGAGGACGAUAUCUAAAACAGCUUUCAGGUAACGAAGAAGAUACACAAAGUCCCAAGCCCGGUCGUGGCGGUUGGAGGGAGUCUGUAUAUGGUGUUGACUAUUUAGGCAGGUCACGUGCACAAACACAACCACCAGUUAGCCCAACACCAGCUCCAAGUACCAUUACUCCUAGUGAACAGAAACGUUUGGAACGUGAGAAAAUCCUUGAAGAAGACUGGAAGAAACAAAUCCAACUAGAAAUUGAACGGGAAAAUCGUCGUCUUCGUCAGCUUGAACGCAAAGCGAAAUGGGAGAAAGAUGAAAUAAAAAAUCGUGAGUUGGAAGAGGAAAUUAAACGGAGGAAACAAAUAGCGGCAAGUUUAGCCGAAAAAGAAGCCAAUUACAAAGCAGAUUAUCAAGCAUCACAGAAAUUACCAAUAGCCAAAAAAUUCGAAACAGCCAUCUCCCAAGAUCCAAUACAAAAGGUUAACAGUUGGCGACAACAAAAUUCCUUACAGGAAGCCGACCCACCACAUGCUGGUGAAAUGGGAAACUCGCAACUAUGGGAUAUGCCACCUAAAACUAACAACUCUGAUGUUGUCCAGUUAAGGUCGCAAAGCAGACGACCUAGUGGAAAAUCGGAUGCAGUAAGAUAUUCUCGCGAUUCUGAAGCUACUUUACGACAGGAUACACUGACGUCCUCAGUGAACAGUGCACAAAUAGUGGAGAAUGGAGUAUCGAAUAGACGUAGAAGUUCUGCCAUGUCAACGUCCUAUUUUUCACAGCACACAGAUAUCGAUGAUAUACUAAAAGACAGUAUCUCAUCUAAACAGGACAGUAAAACAUCCAAAGAGACGCUGAACGAUAUCGGAAAACGCAGAGAUUACUAUGCAGAUGGCAGUGGGGAUUCCGAUGAUGAACAAUGCAAGAUUGUAUACAAGUCAUGGAAAGCUAAAGAGUCAUUCCAGAAGAUGCCAACUGAAAUACAAAAUUUACUAAUGAAAAGUCAUAAACGACCAAUCACCAUACCAAUGUUGCUCAAUGUUUGUCGGAAUAAAAAUCAUGACAGAAAAUUUACAGAUUUAGAAGAGAAAAACUUUCGUGGUUACCGUACUGUGGAUGAGUUAUUAGUUGAAUCGGGGAUUGAUGUUAAAAAAUUAGUAUUCUAA